Molecule: messenger RNA, 2288 nt
Organism: Gadus macrocephalus (Pacific cod)
Lineage: Eukaryota; Metazoa; Chordata; Actinopteri; Gadiformes; Gadidae
Gene: dnajc3a
Product: DnaJ (Hsp40) homolog, subfamily C, member 3a
Biological process (GO): protein folding in endoplasmic reticulum
Cellular component (GO): endoplasmic reticulum
Molecular function (GO): protein-folding chaperone binding; misfolded protein binding
Source: RefSeq, a predicted model, not a curated record
AUGUCUUGCAUAGGGAAGUGGUGCUACUUCAAACCGCUGUAGCUGUCACCCCAUGUCACUGUCAGGAUCGUUCCUAACCCCAGUUAAACAAGGUGAAAGCUGUGAUUAAAGAAGACUAAAAAGAGGAGGAGGAGGAAGAAGAGAAGGCGAUUCUGAAUCAUGGUCUCCAUGAGCUCUAUGCAGCACAUUCUGACCUACAUCCCCUACGCUCUGGUGCUGAUCGACCUCCGCUAUGAAGGAGUGAACUGUGACACGGACGGGAGUGUGGAGAGUCACCUUGCGAUGGGGAAGAAGCUCCUGGCGGCCGGACAGCUGGCUGAUGCUCUCUCACACUUCCACGCUGCUGUUGAUGGAGAUCCACAGAACUACAUGUCGUUCUACAGGAGAGCAACGGUGUACCUGGCCAUGGGCAAGUCCAAGUCCGCCCUGCCGGACCUCAGCCGGGUCAUCGAGCUGAAGCCCGACUUUACAUCGGCCAGGCUGCAGAGAGGGAACCUGCUGCUGAAACAGGGGAACCUGGACGAGGCCGAGAGCGACUUUAAGAGAGUGCUCAACUCCCACCCGACGGCCCAGGAGCAGACGGAGGCCCACGGCCAGCUGAUCAGAGCGGACGAGAUCCAGCGGCUCCUGGCCCAGGCCCAGGCCGCCUUCAGCGCCAAGGACUACCCGGGCGCCGCCGCCAUGCUGGACUCCAUCAUCGAGACCUGCGUGUGGGACGUGGGCUCCAGGGAGAUGCGGGCCGAGUGCUUCAUCCAGAUGGGGGAGAACGGGAAGGCCAUCAGCGACCUCAAGGCCACCUCUAAGCUGAGGAGUGACAACACCAAGGCCUUCCUGCAGCUCAGCAUCAUCUACUACCACCUGGGAGACCACGAGAUGUCCCUCACGGAGGUGAGGGAGUGCCUGAAGCUGGACCCCGACCACAAGCAGUGCUACGCCCACUACAAGAAGGUCAAGAAGCUCAACAAGCAGAUCAUGUCUGCAGAGUCGCUCAUCCAGGACGAGAGGUACGAAGAGGCGGUGAGUAAGUACGAGGCGGUGAUGGGGACGGAGCCCAACGUCCCGCAGUUCUCCCACAACGCCAAGGAGCGCAUCUGCCACGCCCUGGCACAGGCGCAGCAACCCGGCCGAGCCAUCCCCGUGUGCAGCGAGGUGCUGGAGGCGGAGCCGGAGAACGCGGGCGCGCUGAAGGACCGAGCCGAGGCCUACAUCCAGGACGAGCAGUACGAAGAAGCCAUCAGGGACUACGAGGAGGCCGGGGAAGCACAGAGGAACGACCGGCAGGUGAAGGAGGGGCUGGACCGCGCCCAGAAGCUGCUCAAGCAGUCCAAGAAGAGGGACUACUACAAGAUCCUGGGAGUCAAGAGGACGGCCCAGAAGAAGGAGAUCAUCAAGGCCUACAGGAAGAUGGCGCAGCAGUGGCACCCCGACAACUUCAUGGACGCCGCGGACAAGAAGAAGGCAGAGAAGAGGUUCAUCGACAUCGCCCAGGCUAAGGAGGUGCUCACAGACCCCGAGAUGAGAGCGAAGUUCGACCAGGGGGAGGAUCAUGACCCGGAGACCCAGCAGGGCGCCCACCAGAACCAGCACUUCCACCAGGGCUUCCAGGGCUUCAACCCCUUCAGCUCCGGGGGGCGGCGGGGGAGGCGGCGGGGGAGGCGGCGGUGGCCCCUUCAGCUUCAAGUUCGGCUUCAACUGAUGACGACCGGAAGCCAAUCAAAGCUCCAGAAACUGUCCCCUGGCGCCGGCCAGCGUCUCGCCCCUUCCUCCUCCUCCUCCUCCUCCUCCCCGCUCUACGGGGGACCCCCCCCUGGCCAGCAGAACGUGGCUCCUCCUCCUCCUCCUCCUCCUCCUCCUUCGCCCUCUGGCCCCCCCCGGCCCGCAGAACGCCAGUUAAAACCCGACUGCAUCGCUUUUAAUGAGCACCCAGGGAGUGGUGCGUGAUCCAGGGCCGCCCUGAAGAAGACGCGUCCGCGUUACGGAACAACGGAACCUUUGGAGUCCGCGCGGCGGCGGCGGCGGGGGAAGGAACAUCUGUUGCUAUGCUAACAAUUGAUCGGCCGUGUUUUAUGAAGCUUUCAUCUGCAGGGAAUUUCACAAAGAGUAAAAUAUUAAUUCUGAAGGAACGCCGUAUCCGGUCGGUGCAUUGCGGUCCUGAAAUUCCCCCUUCCAUUCUCGGAUACUUGUUCUGAAAUGUACAGAGCUACAUGUAUUAUGUGUACAUAGGAACUAUUUUUAAGAGGAAUGGAUUUUUUUUCUGAGAUGUAAAUAAAGAUCUAUUUAUGCAGAGA